GCGCACGCGCGUCUCGACUUCUUGGCGACCCCACAAGCUACCGUGCAGUUGGGCUCGAGCGCGGAGAUCGAAGAUCCCGAGACGCGCCACCCUGGAGGAGGAGCGACUCCGAAGCGAUCGUUCUACACUGUACACACUUCUGAGCCAUCACCACCACAUCUCAUGUCCCCACCACCAUGCCAAAAGCACACAAGAAAACCCGGAAGCUGCCCGUAACUGUCAACGAUCCCCGUCAGACACAUGCAGCAGUACCGUCCGCAUCAUCCAGCAAGCCAACGGCGACGCGCACUGUUAUUCGCCGGUUUCACGUCCUCAUCAAACGGCGGACGCAACUAGAGAAGGCUAUCCAACGUGGGGAUGCAAUCAUGGAUGGAGUCGAACCUCGCGCGGCGCUCCGAGAUGUUGAGCAGGAGAUCGAGGAGCUCGGUGGACUGGGUGCGUACCAACGAAUGUCCAGCAUCGGUCAGGGCAACGAUAGAGGUGGGGGGAGCGAGAAGGUCUUGAUUGAAUGGCUCAAGGAGAUCGGCGUGCACAGCGCGGCAAAGGAGGCCAAUAGGAAGUUGCAAGUACUUGAAGUGGGAGCUCUCCUCCCAGACAACUAUGCGUCAUGUUCGAGCUGGAUUGAGAACACACCCAUUGACCUUCGUUCGCGACAUCCGUCAAUCCAGGAGCAAGAUUUUCUCCUCAUGGAUGAAGGAUCGAACCGGGAGAAGUGGGACAUCAUCAGCCUCAGUCUGGUCGUCAACUUUGUUCCCGAUGCUCGAGACCGAGGAAGGAUGCUUCGAUUAGCACACUCCAUGCUCCGUCAAGGCGGCCUGCUCUUCCUCGCACUCCCUUUACCUUGCAUCCUCAAUUCUCGCUAUAUGACACCGGAGUACCUUGAUGGAUUACUUCAGACGAUUGGUCUGUCCAUCAUCAAGAGCCGCUGGAAAGAGGGUGGUAAGAUGGCGUACUGGCUUCUUCGUAAAGUAGCUAUGAUCGCGCCGGCGGCUACCAACACGAACAUGUAUCACAAGAAGACAGAGCUACGGAAGGGCAACAGGAACAACUUCGCCAUCCUCUUGUAA
Molecule: messenger RNA, 1067 nt
Organism: Rhodofomes roseus
Lineage: Eukaryota; Fungi; Basidiomycota; Agaricomycetes; Polyporales; Fomitopsidaceae
Product: putative methyltransferase-domain-containing protein
Exons: 4
Coding region: 177-1067 (296 amino acids)
Cellular component (GO): nucleolus
Molecular function (GO): rRNA (adenine) methyltransferase activity
Source: RefSeq, a predicted model, not a curated record